Molecule: messenger RNA, 1108 nt
Organism: Moneuplotes crassus
Lineage: Eukaryota; Ciliophora; Spirotrichea; Euplotida; Euplotidae
Source: the annotation of a GenBank genome assembly
UUCUGAUAUAACUGCAAUAUGGCUGGAAUCGACCCAUCCCUUGUCCUAGUUGAGGAAGACAAGGAGCUUAACAGAUUUCUGUACUGAGCGAUAUGCCUCAUGGUUGUUAAUGACCCAACCCAGUGUUCUCAAUGCCAAUCCUCCUUUUGUCAGGAAUGUAUAGAUAAAUGGAGGUUUGCGAAUAGCAACAGGUGUCCUCAUAAAUGAGAAGGCAAGUUAAAAUUAGAAAAAGUUCACAAAAUCGUCAAAAAUAUGUUAGAUGAUCUUCAAAUCAGAUGUCAGUAUCACAAUGAUGGAUGCGAGAGCAUCCUAACUGGUGAUCCUGUUGUCAGAAAUAAGCAUUACUUAGAAUGAGAGUUUGCCAAAAUUCAAUGCAAGUAAUUCCCAAUGUGAGGUAAUCACUACUCGAGGCAAAAUGGCUGAGCAUUCUCUUGUAUGUGAAUACAGAACCCAAAAAUGAACUAAAGGAUGCUCUAAAAUUCUCAGGAUUACAGAAGUAGAAGAUCACAAUUGCAUUUCAGCACUAGAAGAUUUAAUAAUUGAGCUCAGAGAGGAAUGAAAGGAAAGAACUGAAGAAGUACUCGAAUGCAAAGAAGAAAUCAAAGCUCUUAAAGCUGAAGUUGCAGUCCAGAAAUACAUCCACGAAGAUAUCAAAUGUGAUGGGUGAAAGAUGUCAUCCAUAAAGACAGACAGAUUCUGUUGCAACACCUGUGAUUCCUAUAACUUAUGUCUCUUCUGAUACUGAAGGAAUUCUCAUAAGCAGCAUAACUUCACAAUCUAUGGGGCUCUUGGAGUCCUGAUCCUACAUGAGAGUAAGACACCAGAGAAAGUAAAUCCUGAUCAAAUAAUGAAGAAAGAGAUCUUUCUCAAAAAUGUUGGAGAUAAAAUUGAGAUUACUGUUUUCCCCUACAAACAGCCGAGACCUCUCCAAGAAUUUAAAAGUACUUUCAGUACUAUAAAUACGAAUGAGUCUGGAAGUGUGUACUUCCAUUUCCAGGUCCCUUCAGAAGUUGGGGUCUAUGAAAACCAAUUCAGGUUUUUCUGCAACAAAAGACACGAGAAGUUUGGCUCAAUCAUCAAAAUUAAAUAUGAAGUAGUGGAGCCAUAA